CCUAACAAAGAAAAACGAAAAGGACUGCGAAACAAAUACUCCACCGAAUCUCUCUCUCUCUCCUCUCUCUCUCUCUUCUUUUUUCCAAUCGAAUCGAAACACCGACAGUCAGCUCCAAACCCUAAACACAUUGAAUCGGUCAUCAGCGCCUUCUCUCCUCGAUGGUAUCCUGAUCAGGUAAAGUCAAUCGAUCGCUACUGUCGUCCUUCUCUCGUACCAUCUAUGGAUCUAAUUACGAAUAACAACACAACGCAAGUCUUUAGUAAUUAGAGACAGGCUCGCUUCAGUGACGUAUUCGAUCGGGGAGCUAAUUGAUCAUAUGAGGUGUUUACUUGGUUCUGUAAGUGGUAAUUCAGAUGUACAGGUGUUCCAUCUUCCAACUUGGGACGUUUUCUUUGGCGGAUUAACCAAGGUGAAUUGGGAGAGAGUGAGCUGUUUGAUUGGAGGUGUUGUCAAUUUGUUGCUUGGCAUUGGUGGAGGAGAAGGGCUAUCAUCAUGGCUGAAGGAGAGGAGCGUAUCGAACUUAAGUUCAGAAUCUUUGAUGGAACAGAUAUAGCUCAUAGUACCUAUGCUCUAUCGACUGCUGUUGCUACUCUUAAGCAAAGGCUUGUUGCUGAGUGGCCUCAAGAUAAAUCUGUUCUACCUAAAUCUGUAAGUGAUAUAAAACUCAUACAUGCUGGCAAAGUGUUGGAGAAUAGCAAGACACUUGCUGAGUCCAGAUUAUAUUUUGGUGAUCUUCCUGGUGGAGUUAUUACCAUGCAUGUCGUGGUGCAACCUCCUGUUGCAAAAAAGAAAACAGACAAGAGCAAGGAGGAGCCAAAGAAAAACCCAUGCUCUUGCACCAUCCUUUGAACUGGGAAGCAUGCGUUGUUACAGCCAGGACACCCUUUCCACAAUUUUUGACCUUUUUGUUGUAAUUGUAUGUUAUGUUCUGAAUGAAAUUUAUUGUUUAUCAGCUUAUAAUUUUUACUUGUAAUUGGUAAUUCGGGCAUUGCAUGUUGUAAUCCUUCAUCUUUGAGCGAAAUCAUAAAAAGAAUUCCAUGAC
Rhododendron vialii is the source of this 1045-nucleotide messenger RNA. RefSeq names its product membrane-anchored ubiquitin-fold protein 3-like. The coding region runs from base 496 to 852 and encodes 118 amino acids. The record is from RefSeq and is a predicted model, not a curated record. NCBI's taxonomy places the organism in Eukaryota, Viridiplantae, Streptophyta, Magnoliopsida, Ericales, Ericaceae. Gene Ontology annotation, molecular function: protein binding. The transcript has 5 exons.